AUGUCAAAACUUGCCUCUUGCUUUCGCCCUGGAGCUUCGCCUCCAAGCCUACGGACUGCGUUCAAUCGAAUCGGGAAGGUCCGAGGAUUUGCCAAACGCGACGCACCACUCCCUCCUCUGACCAAUCCUGUGGAACAGGCGAUUGCUGCCGCCCAACAACGCGGACAACUCAACAACCUAAGCGGCGCUGGCAAACCACUCAGCAGCAAGUCGAAUUCUAUCUCGAGUCGUCCUGUUGCAGGCAUGUCCACUUCCGAGUUGCUAUCCAAAAAGGCCGAAUUCGAGAUGCGCCGUGCCGUCAAGAACCGAGAAUUGGAACAUUUGGAAGGACAAACCUUGCAGUAUCGUGGAACCACCAUUGUGUCACCGUCGCUCAGUAGUAAUAGUGGUGGCAGUCCCAGCGGAAGCUCGGAAAAAAGUGGGGCCACUAUCAUGGGUCAAUACAUUCUGAAACAAGCCCAGCCCUCCGUCAAGGAUCUGAAAUAG
Molecule: messenger RNA, 486 nt
Organism: Seminavis robusta
Lineage: Eukaryota; Bacillariophyta; Bacillariophyceae; Naviculales; Naviculaceae
Source: the annotation of a GenBank genome assembly